Paramecium sonneborni is the source of this 534-nucleotide messenger RNA. NCBI's taxonomy places the organism in Eukaryota, Ciliophora, Oligohymenophorea, Peniculida, Parameciidae. The record is from the annotation of a GenBank genome assembly.
AUGACAAGUGUGACUUAAUCCAUAGAAAACUCACCAACUUUCCUCCCUUGCUAUGUAACUUAAACAAAAGAAUAAUCUAUGGCUAUCAAUCUCAGUUGGAAGGCUUUACUUAGAAAAAAAAAUUAGACUAAACGCCCCAUUUCAAAGAUUGUUCCAAGAUUACCUGAGUCAAUUAAAUCAAAAAAUAUACCAAAAAAUGUUGCUAAAGCUAUCAUAUAACAAAUCUUAAAUAAUAAUGUCAUGGAUCAAAUUGAUGAUUAAAAAGAAUUUUUCAAAUUCAUCACUAAGAAUAAAAAAAUUUAAAAUCUUGCUAAUCUCCUUAAAGUAACUAGACCUCACAAAAUACAAAGAAUAAAUAAAUUACAAACUUAAUUUAGACAAAUUUGGUAUUUCAUAACAUAUAUUUAUUGUUUUAGUUGGAACUUCCUUAAAAAAUAAUAUGUACCAUAUAUAUUCAAUUCUAAAAUUAAGAAUCCAGAAGGACAUUUAUAAUAUAGAGUUCAAUUAAUGAAAGUUUUUGCUUAAAAAUAAUGA